Molecule: messenger RNA, 402 nt
Organism: Sphaerulina musiva SO2202
Lineage: Eukaryota; Fungi; Ascomycota; Dothideomycetes; Mycosphaerellales; Mycosphaerellaceae
Product: translational machinery component
Exons: 2
Coding region: 1-402 (133 amino acids)
Biological process (GO): translation; ribosomal small subunit assembly; maturation of SSU-rRNA from tricistronic rRNA transcript (SSU-rRNA, 5.8S rRNA, LSU-rRNA)
Cellular component (GO): ribosome; mitochondrial small ribosomal subunit
Molecular function (GO): small ribosomal subunit rRNA binding; mRNA 5'-UTR binding; structural constituent of ribosome
Source: RefSeq, a predicted model, not a curated record
AUGGACGAGCUGGCCGGGGGCUCGCAGGAACAACAACCACACCGAUUGCACAUCUACGCUACGAAACACAACACUCACCUGACUUUCAACAAAAUGGUGGACGUGCUCCUGUCCAUUAGCUGCGGCAACAUCGGGUUCAAAAAAGCGGGGCGAGGCAGUUACGAUGCAGCAUAUCAGCUUGCGGCUUUCGCCUUGAAGCAGAUGCAAGAAAAGGGAAUGUUGCGCGACAUGCAUCGGUUGGAGGUCGUGCUCAGAGGCUUCGGAGCUGGCAGGGAAGCGGUCACAAAGGUCAUAUUGGGAAGUGAAGGAAGGUUCAUCAGAAAUCGCAUCAUCAGUGUGGUCGAUGCCACGAGGUUGAAGCAGGGUGGGCCGAGAGGCAAGAAGCCUAGAAGAUUGGGUUAG